AUGCAUUUCCUGUGUUGUCCGACGGUAUUAUCGAAUGGCUAUAGUUGUCCAUCGGAUGAAAAUCUUCAUCUCCAAUCGAACUUGACUUCAUUUGUACAACGCGUUGAUCGAACGUUUAGUUGUUCGGCUGAUGAGAAAACUUUCAGUGAAGAAUUCGAUGAAAUAUUUUUGUUCGAUGAUGAAGAUAAUACAACUCCAACACCUCACGGGCGUUUUGCUGAUGCGGUAACCAAAAUCCGACAAUUGCACGCGCUUGAUGCGGAUGGUAAACCAGUUACACGACGACUUCUACCAGGGAUAAACAAUAUCAAUAAUUCCAAUUCAAAUAUCGAUGCUAACGGAAACGUAUCAACUGAUCCACAAGCAAACAAUGCAUUCUACAAUUGCAUUGAUAGUGCACCGGACAUUCCUGAUGCAAAACCAGUACCAUUGGGUCUUGAUAUGGGAAUCACCGUGGCCAAACGUUCAGCUGGUGUUCCGACCGCUAUUGGACGACAUAAUUUAAACGAUGAAGAAUUGCGCACUCAUGUAUAUAAAAAAACAUUACAAGCAUUAAUUUAUCCGAUAUCGUUAACAACUCCACAUGAUUUCGAAUUUUGUUCAUUUACCCAUCCAACCUAUUGUUACGAAUGUGAGGGUCUACUAUGGGGAAUCGCUCGGCAAGGUUUAAAAUGUCGAGAAUGCGGAGUAAAGUGUCAUGAGAAAUGCAAAGAUCUUCUAAACGCUGAUUGUCUCCAACUUUCAUUAUCUAAUGUAUUUUAUCCAGACGAAGAUGUUGAUGAGAAAUUGGUCGAGGAGAAACGUCGAGCACAGAAAAAUGCCAAACAUGGUGCUGAUGAUAAAGCGAAAACUUUAAUGGAAGCCAUGCAUGAAAAAAUGACACAUCGAGAAAGUACACGGCCACAUCUUUUUAAAACCAUUCGUGACGUUUUCAAUGUUGAUGAAAUCUCUCAUGUGGGUCAUAUGAAAGCUGUUAAACAAAGUGUACUGGAUGGAACAUCAAAAUGGUCGGCCAAAUUGGCGAUAACUGUGAUAAGUGCUCAAGGUUUAAUAGCGAAAGAUAAAUCUGGUACAUCUGAUCCGUAUGUAACUGUACAAGUUGGUAAAGUUAAAAAACGAACGAAAACGGUUUAUUCGGAAUUGAAUCCGACGUGGAAUGAAAAAUUCUAUUUUGAAUGCCAUAAUUCAUGUGAUCGAAUCAAAGUUCGAGUGUGGGAUGAAGAUGAUGAUAUUCGCGCUAAAUUAAUGCAAAAAUUAACUCGAGAAUCAGACGACUUUCUCGGUCAAACGAUCAUCGAAGUUCGAACUUUAUCAGGCGAAAUGGAUGUUUGGUAUAACUUAGAAAAACGAACAGAUAAAUCAGCAGUUUCUGGUGCUAUUCGUCUUCAUAUAUCAGUCGAAAUCAAAGGAGAAGAAAAAGUCGCUCCAUAUCAUGCACAAUAUACAUGUUUACAUGAGAAUUUGUUCUAUACUCUUUGUGAAAAUAACAAUGGUCAACCGAUCAUACCGGAUGCUAAAGGAGAUGAUGCAUGGAAAGUUUAUUUCGAUGAGCCAUCUCAAGAAAUCGUCAAUGAAUUUGCAAUACGUUACGGUAUUGAAUCGAUUUAUCAGGCAAUGACACAUUUCGCAUGUCUAUCAACGAAAUAUAUGUGUCCGGGAGUUCCUGCUGUGAUGAGUACUCUUCUAGCUAAUAUUAAUGCGUAUUAUGCACAUACUACAGCGACGACUGCUGUAUCAGCAGCUGAUCAAUUUGCCGCAUCGAACUUUGGAAAAGAUAAAUUUAUUAAAUUAUUAGAUCAAUUACACAAUUCGAUUCGAAUUGAUUUAUCAAUGUAUCGAAACAAUUUUCCAUCUUCAAGUCCAGAACGAAUGCAAGAUUUGAAGUCCACUGUUGAUCUUCUCACAUCUAUCACAUUCUUUCGAAUGAAGUUCGCGAGACUUAUUCCUUUUCGAUUAAUUUCGAAUAAUACCGUACAAGAACUGAGCUCUCCGCCUCGGGCGUCUGGUGUCGUUAAAGAUUGUGUGAAGAAUUGCAUUCGUCAUACUUACAACUUUCUAUUUGCUAAUUGUGAUGAAGUUUAUAAACGAGAAUCGAAACAACAACCGAAUGGAACAGACAAUCCUCCGGAACAACCAAUGGAGGAUGUAGUACAAGGAUCGGUACCAAAUGUUGUUGUGCCAAGUCUGAAAAGUCUACAAUUUUGGCAUCAUUUUAUGUAUUUGUUAACAUGUAUCAUCUCCGAAGAUCGAGAACGAUAUAGUCUAGUGCUAAAUCAAUUCCCAUCAGAGCUUAAUGUUGGUCACAUAAGUGCAGAUACACUAUGGAAAUUAUUGUCCACAGAUCUGAAGGAUCAUCUCGAAGAGCAUGCUCGAGUUCCAGCCGAACGUCGAGAAAUUAAGAGUGCUGAUUACAUGAAUCUUCAUUUUAUGAUCAAGCGAUUCUAUGAUACAUUAGUUAAAGUCAUUCCCGAAUCAAAAAAUACAGUUCCUGAAUAUCCCAAGUGGUUUGAACCGUUUGUUAUGCAAUGGCUCAAUGAAAACGAUGACAUGUCCAUGGAAUAUCUUCAUAAUGCUGUCGAAAAAGAUCGACAAACAGGGUUUCAACAAACAUCUGAACAUUGUUUAUUCUCUUCAUCUGUUGUUGAUGUGUUUACACAAUUGAACCAAUGUCAUGGAAUCAUUAAAACUCUCGAUCUUCACGAUCCAUUGGUCAUUGCGACUUACAUGCGACGAUUUUCCAUGACAAUAUCUCAAGUUCUACUUGGCUAUGCCAACGCCAUUCGUCGAACAUUUGGAUUUGUCGGCGGACAGGAUCAUACUUGUUCAAUAUUAAUGAAUAAUAUUCAGCAAUUACGAUUAAACUUAGAACAAUUGUACGAACUAAUGGGCGGCGCACAACUUGAUGAAGAUACAAAAACGCGUUUGAACGAAUUACAAAAACAAUUAAGUGAUGUUCUUGAUGAGUUAAGUGCAACAUUUGUGAAAAGUAUUGAACCAACAAUCAGACAAUCAAUUGAAGAGGUUUAUAAACAAUUACAGCAAAUCAAAGGAAAUCAAAUUGGACCAGGAAAUAAUGGUGGACAACAGAAAGGCGCAGAAGCGAUGCUCGUUACUAAACCAUUAUUGGAUUAUCUCGAUCAGAAGUUAACAUUCUUUGCUGAACAAUGUGAAAAGACUGUGUUGAAACGUCUUUUGAAAGAAUUGUGGAAAGCGGUGAUUAGUGAUCUGGAGAAAGUAAUCGU
Adineta ricciae is the source of this 3242-nucleotide messenger RNA. The record is from the annotation of a GenBank genome assembly. NCBI's taxonomy places the organism in Eukaryota, Metazoa, Rotifera, Eurotatoria, Adinetida, Adinetidae.